This is a messenger RNA of Euleptes europaea (tarantolino), 4947 nucleotides long. It is a transcript of the gene ARHGEF17, whose product is annotated as Rho guanine nucleotide exchange factor 17. The record is from RefSeq and is a predicted model, not a curated record. Gene Ontology annotation, molecular function: guanyl-nucleotide exchange factor activity; protein binding. The transcript is spliced from 21 exons. The coding region runs from base 1 to 4947 and encodes 1648 amino acids. NCBI's taxonomy places the organism in Eukaryota, Metazoa, Chordata, Lepidosauria, Squamata, Sphaerodactylidae. Gene Ontology annotation, biological process: actin cytoskeleton organization.
AUGUCCAACCCUGACAUCGCAACUGAGACUCUCACCCUCCUCAGCUUCUUGAAAUCCGACCUCUCGGAGCUGAAGGCGAGGAAGAAGAGCGGCCGGUCAAGCGACCAAGAGGAGGCGGCCUUGAGCGGUAAUGGCGGCAGGUGUGAAAGCGGCCACCUGGGCACAGCUGGGCACCAGCCAGCAGGCAGAACCCAGAGUGAGGUUCAGGCACCCAGCCGUUGGGUUCUGGGCAACCGUCCAACUCUGAAAGAUCUCACGGCGACUCUGCGGCGAGCCAAGUCUUUUACCUAUUCGGAUAAACCGGCACCUCGCCGGUUCUUCUACCAGAGUGCCAUGAAGCAAAGCUCCUCGGAGCUCCUGCUGGCCACAGGCAGGGACCACGAAGGCACAUUUUCCGAUGGCGAGAUUGGCCGGGAUGUGGACGACGGGGUGCCGGUGGUCGUCCAGGACCAGUACAUUCAAGAAGCGAGGCAGGUCUUUGAGAAGAUAAGCAAGAUCGGUUCCCAACAUGACUAUAACUUUGGUUUGGACCAGAAGGAUAGCGUAAACUUGAAAGGCGGAGGAGAGGAUGGAAAAUUUUCGGGAACGCCAGAAGUUAGCCAUGAGCAGAGCUUGGAAAAAGUUGAUUUGGAAAGGGACAACUCUCGCAGGAAGUCUUUGGAAGAACUCUCGGGUCCCGAGUCCAGCAUGACGGAUGAAGGCAUCGUAACCGAGCUAGAGACGUGUCCUGCCUAUAGGUAUCUCGAUCCGUCGGUUGCAGCAUGGCGGUCGGCAAACCAAGGAGAGAAUGAAGCCACCUUGGCAGAGUUGAAGGGCAUGCUCCUCCCAAGUCAUAUGGCCAAAGUGAAUAAAGAGAAGGCCACUGCCGUUGACGAGGCCCUUCCCAAGAUGGGACCCCAAGGGUUGUCCGAGGCACCGUCAACUCCUGGAGCACUGCGGCGCCGACGGAAGUUUCCAUCUGUUGGAAACGGCGGCUCUGAGUCCAGUAACGGAAGCAAUGGGGAACCCAACGGUGAGACCUACAGAUCCUUGAGUGACCCCAUGCCCCACAGAAGGUGCUCGAUCACGGAGGAUUCCAAGAAUUUUUCAGUCGAUAGUAACCUCCUGGGGUCGCUGAAUUCCAAGUCCGGCAUCCCGGAGUCGUCGCCCGUCGCCCUAUCCGAGUGCACGGGAAGCGCUGCCAGUGACCUGUCCGUCUGCAGCGACGGCGUCAAGGAUUACAGCACGGUGAUCCAGAACAUUGUCAGCCAGCCCGGGGCCAUGGACAAAGUGAUCGACGAGAAGGGGAAUGGGAAGACCAUCAAGAAGAAGUCCUUCAGCGACCCCAGCCGCCGUAGCGAGUUAGCCACCACUGGCUUCGACGGCCCCGGAGAACCCAUCAGUGAGAUGGACCAGGUCAUCCCUCCGUCCAGCAGCGAACCCAUCCUCUCGGAACAACGAGGCCAGUCGAUGGAGCAGGACCAGGACAUGGGGAAGCUGUAUUCCCAAUCUGAACACAUCUUGACUACCCAACUGGAGAGCGAUUUGAUGGAGGUGGCCCAAAACUAUGGCUUUGAUCCCAAGUUAGCAGAAGUCCUGUCUCCAAGGAUUGUCCGGCGUAGUUCCAAGAAGCGCACCAACAGGGUCAACGGCCACGAGAACAGAAAAGAAGAGGCCACGCCAUCCACCACCACCACAGUCCCUGCCACUUUAGGGACCAUAAGGCCAGCCUCCAAACAUGUGCGCCACACCAGUGAGCCGGCCACGUUUAUCCCUGUCUCAGAGGUCCACUCGCCUGCUUCUCUGAACCUGAAUGCCCACGUUGCAACGGCAGAAUCCUCUCGUUUGCCUGCAAAACCCUACCCGGUUCUCCAAGCGCCAUCCUUGGAGGAUGUCACCAAGCACUACAUGCUGACCCUUCAUUCGGGGGAAUCGUCCCCCACUAACACUGUGGAUAUGCCCAGAUCUUCGCCUGCCACGCCAACUACAUCGGAGCUCAGGUUGCCCAGGUGUCCAAAGCAUCAUGAGGAGCCAAGCACCAGAAGCAAGCCACAAGUGGACAUGCGGAAACAUGUCACUCUGACCCUCCUGGACACGGAGCAGUCGUACGUGGAGUCGCUUCGAACCCUGAUGCAGGGUUACAUGAAGCCCUUGAAGCAGCCCGACAACUCCAUCCUCUGUGACCCUUCCUUGGUUGACGAGAUCUUCGAUCAGAUCCCUGAGCUUUUGGAACAUCACGAGGAGUUCCUGGAGCAGAUCAGCGAGUGCGUGCAGAACUGGCACGAGAAGCAGAAAGUGGGAGACAUCCUGGUACAGUCUUUUUCCAAGGAAAUCCUCGUGAACAUUUACUCCGCCUACAUCGAUAACUUCCUCAAUGCCAAAGAUGCCGUGAGGAUCGCCAAAGAAGCCAGGCCGGCGUUCAUGAAGUUUCUGGAGCAAAGCAUGAGGGAGAACAAGGAGAAGCAGGCGCUCUCGGACCUCAUGAUCAAGCCAGUGCAACGGAUCCCACGCUACGAGCUCCUGGUCAAGGACCUCCUGAAGCACACCCCCGAAGAACAUCCCGACCACCCGUUCUUGAUAGAGGCCCAGCGGAGCAUCAAGCAAGUGGCCGAGAGGAUCAACAAGGGGAUGAAGAGCGCCGAGGAGGUGGAGCGGAACGCCCGCAUCGUCCAGGAGAUCGAAUCGCACAUCGAAGGAAUGGAGGACCUUCAGGCCCCGCUGCGGAGGUUCCUACGCCAAGAGAUGGUGGUGGAAGUGAAAGCCGUGGGCGGCAAGAAGGACCGGUCCCUCUUCCUUUUCACAGACCUGUUGGUUUGUACCACGCUGAAGCGGAAGUCAGGGUCCCUGCGACGGAGCUCCAUGAGCCUUUACACGGCAGCCAGCGUGAUCGACACCACCAGCAAGUAUAAAUUGCUCUGGAAGAUGCCAUUGGAAGACAUGGACAUUGUGAAAGGGCCCUCUCAGUCCACCAACCGGGAGAGUAUCCAGAAGACCAUCUGCCGCCUGGACGAGGACCUCAGCACCCUCGGCCAAGUCAGCAAGCUGUCCGAAACCCUCAGCUUUCCACAUCAGACCCUGGACGACGUCAUCAAGGACCUGAUGGCGGCCAUCCACCGGGAGCUGGCCGAGAAGCAGUCGCUCUCCUUCACCAUGUCCUUCCCGCCCAACAAACUGGAGCUCACGGCCUCCAAGGCUGACAGCAACGAGUCCUACUUCUUCGAGUUCCCCAACCCCGACGCCCGCCAGAGCUUCGAGCAUGCCUUCGAGGACACCAAGAAGAAACUAGCUUCCAACAAAAAUUCCCUGGAUCCUGAGUUCCUGAAGGCGAUUCCCAUCAUGAAAACGAGGAGCGGGAUGCAGUUCUCCUGUGCAUCUCCCAGCCACAGCAGCCUGGAAAACGCCUACGAGGUGUGGGUGUGCAACAGCGACGGCUACGUGGGGCAGGUCUGCCUCCUCAGCAUCCGGAAGGAGCCCACCGUGGAAGCCUGCAUCGCUGUCUGCUCGGCCCGCAUCCUCUGCAUCGCCUCCGUGCCUGGCCUGAAGAGAACGUUCAGGGAGCGUCCGGAGUCUCUGACCUGCCCUUCCUCUGAGCCACUCCAUGCCACGCUGGAGGAGGCAGGACCCCAGCAGUGCUUGCAUAUCUCCAUUUCCGGAUCUUCGCUGGAGCUGUCGGAACCUAUGGACAGCGCCAACCGAGAACUGGUCCCCUUCGACAGCGACGACAGCGACGACGAAUCCUCACCCAGCCCCUCCAGCACCCUCCAGAGCCAAGCCAGCCAUUCCACCAUCUCCUCCAGCUUCGGAAAUGAGGAAAUCCCGAGUUCUAAAGAUGCGACGGCAGAAACUACCAGCUCGGAAGAAGAGCAGGAUCCGGCCGCCUUCCUCCCCAUCGCCAGCACUUUCGUUCAAAACAGGAAUAGUGAGAGCCCCAUGGACGGGAGGGCUGUGAGGCGGUCGAGUCGAGGGUCAUUCACCAGGGGCAGCCUAGAAGACCUGUUGAGCAUCGACCCGGAGGCCUAUCAGAGUUCGAUGUGGCUGGGGACCGAAGAUGGCUGCAUCCACGUCUACCAAUCCUCAGACAACAUCCGCAACCGGAAGAACAGCAUGAAAAUGCAGCACGCCGCUUCAGUGACUUGCAUCCUGUAUCUUGAUAACCAGGUGUUUGUAUCGCUGGCCAAUGGGGAGCUCAUUGCCUAUCAAAGAGAAGCAGGCCGUUUCUGGGACUCUCAGAACUCCAAAUCCCUCGCCUUGGGCUCUCCGGGCAGCCCCGUAACCAAGAUGGUGGCCGUGGCGGGGAAGCUUUGGUGUGGAUGCCAGAACCGAGUCAUCGUCUUGAGUACAUCUACCCUGCAGCAGGAGCAUUCGUUUCACGCUGGCCAGGACAGUAGCCGCAGUGUGACCUGCCUGGUCAGCUCCAGCGUGGGCGUCUGGGUGACCCUUCAGGGCAGUGCCCAGGUGAGGCUGUACCAUCCGGCCAGCUAUGAACAACUAGCGGAAGUGGACGUCACCCCUCCGGUCCACAAGAUGUUGGCAGGGUCAGACGCCAUCAUCCGUCAGCACAAGGCCGCGUGCUUGCGGAUCACCGCCCUCUUGGCGUGCAAGGACCUGCUGUGGAUCGGUACCAGCGCAGGGGUGGUGCUGACGCUCUCCAUCACGGCCAACGCCGCCUCCUCGAAGACUCCGCCUUUGCCGGUGGGCCUCUCGCAGGGACACACGGGCCAUGUCCGAUUCCUCACUUCCAUUGAGCUGCCGGAAAGUUUCGAUGUCCUUUUCCCCUUGCCCAGGGAUCCAGGUACAGAGAAGUCCAACGACCUGGAGAAGCGCGACUCAACGAGACACAGGCCUCCCAAGUCGAAGAUGCUCGUGAUCAGUGGUGGAGAUGGUUACGAAGACUUCCGGCUCACCAACAGCAGUGAGACGGUGGGCCGGGACGACAGCACAAACCACCUGCUGCUCUGGAGGGUCUGA